CCCCAGCAUCUCGGGUAGUUACACACCCACAUUACACAGACACACACACACGUCGUGAGCGCGCAGCAGUCAGUUGGCAAAGUUUGACGCGCAGACUUCCACAGUGCAGAUGCGUUAGAUAGAAACAGGGAACUAUGCGGGAUAUUUCUCAGUGACUGAAAAGAAUUCUUUUGGCUCCACGGUGAUAAGAAGUUUGGCGCCUGUAACCUCAAGUCUGACCGUGAACGGAGCUAUAUUACCUUCCACCUGCGCUUCAGUUGUUUCGGAGUUUUUCUCUUGGGCGCUUCACUUUGUCGAGGAAGGCAAAACGCGCUUCGAUAUUUUGGCACUUUGGCACAAGUCGGGACGUCGUGCGCGCUUGGCGUCAGACACAAGGAGCCAACAAGUGGCUUUUAUGUACGGGUAGAGGAGAGAAAUACAGAAAACCUGAAGCAGACAGUUGAUUGCAGGGAAUUUCAAGUAAGUAAUUUUUAAUCUAAGCCACUGGAGGAGUUUUAAGUGUGUCGGCACCAUGAGAGGACCGCUGGUUUUCCAGAUGUGGAUGGUUUUAUUGUUGGGGACUGUAGUUGAAGUCGGGAAGGCUCAGGUCUCCACCGCCAAAGUGAUGAGGGGCAACAACAGGAGAGACGACAGCAAUCGCCUCACCACAGACUUGUACCGCAAAGAGGAAAACGUCACGGUAACACCAGUGGGCGGAGCCAUCCACAGCCCACGCUACCCCAACGCUUACCCACGCAACCUGCUGUUGUCAUGGAAACUACAGUCACCACCUGGGAGCCGCAUACACCUGGAGUUUGACGGACACUUUGGCCUGGAGGAGGCUGAGAAUGGAGUGUGCAGGUAUGACUUUGUUGAAGUGGAGGACCAAUCAGAGACCAGCACUAUAAUUUGGGGUCGCUGGUGUGGGCAGAAGGCACCACCUAGUCUCAACUCCAAAAGCAACACGCUCAGAGUCACCUUCAAGUCUGAUGAUUACUUUGUUGCAAAGCCGGGAUUCCAAGUCUACUACUCGCUGCUGUAUGAUUCUCCUUUACCUGCAUCCCAAACCAACUGGGAGGCUGUGACGAUGCCCAUGUCGGACAGUGGUGGAGGGAAGAUGUCGGCAGCAGUCACAGAGGAGGUUCCUUUCUCACUGGAGGAUUUAGACAGAACCAUAGCAGCCUUUGACACCGUGGAACAGCUUCUCAAAUCCCUGAGCCCAGACACCUGGAGACAGGACCUGGACAGCAUCUACACUCAAACACACAUACACUAUAGAUCCAGGGCCUAUCAUCUGGCAAGCAGACAUAACAAAGUGGAUCUGAACCGUCUCUACGACGACGUGAAGCGGUACAGCUGUACUCCUCGCAACUACUCCGUGAACCUGCGCGAGGAGCUGAGGACCACCAACGCCGUCUUCUUUCCUCGCUGUCUGUUGGUGAAACGCUGUGGAGGGAACUGUGGCUGUGGAACUAAUAACUGGAAUAACGGCUGCACCUGUCAGGCCUCCAAAACAACACUCAAACUACAUGAGGUGCUGAAGUACUCCCCAGAGGCUACUCUGCAUCAGCGUCAUCAGAGGCCACGGGUUCGCUGGGUCAUCGAUGAAAUCUUCCUUUCACAUCAUGAAUCGUGUGAGUGUGCGUGUCCCUCCCAGCCUCCUCGCUGAGACGCUCACACUGGCAUGUGCAUCUGAAACUGUGGGAUGACUUCUUCUUUUAUCUGUUUUGCAAUGGACUUACUACUAUAACAGCACCGCUGAGAAACAUGCGGCAAAGAAGGCAAAUAUUUGACUGAUGAACUGCAGCUCGUAUCAUAUACACACAUUUCCUGUUGCAGGUAAACCUCCUUAGCCUUUCUUUGUGUUGUUUAAAAGCAUAAAUGUUUCCAGCCAAACAACUUUCCUGCAGCCUGGUGUUUAAAUCCCCACUUUUUAGACCACAUUUUAACAUCACAUGCAUCUUUAAGUGCUAUAGUAGCAGUUAACUUUCUUCAGAGAAAUUCACUUUUAAUUCAAUCAUCUUCUCCUCCUCAACUAAACUCUGAAACUCAUCACACAACAUUCUGAGAAAAUACCAGCAGGGUUGUCUUAAACUUAAUUUACAUUUUGAUUAAAAAGGUUUUGAUGAAUGUCAGCUUGAUUGAAUUGAAACUGAAUUGACUCCAACCACUAUUCAAACAGUCUUUUACUCAUAUUUCAUGUGUAUGCAUUUGCAGUUCUUUGUGUUAGAAUAAGACUAUUUCUAGAAACUUCAGGCAACUCUGCUGCCAGAAGCAUGCCAAGAUGAGUGAGCAUGAGACAGAAGGAGGGAGGCAGAGGGGUUGGAGAAGUUUACACCAAAAUAACACUUUAUCUUUAUGUGAAAUUAGGCUAACUUCAACCCUCCAACUCUGAAUCGCUCACAUUCACUCCAGGUUUCCUAUAAACUAAAACUCUAGUUAUUUAUGCAGAAUUCUAAGGGUUCCUUUGUUUUGCACACAUUCCUGUCUGGAAAUAUUCACGCUUCCCGUUGUCUGCUCAUCCAUCCACACACCUCAUGCUUCUUUUCUUUCUCUCUCACUGACUCAAACACACACACACUCUCUUUCCCUUCAUCACUUUCUCUCUCGAACACAUCAAAGGAGAUGUGAGAUCGGGCCGCUGCGCUGUGCCCGGUUUUUCAGAGCAUUCCUGGCAUUCCUGCUGCUAGGCUGAAUUCUGCUAACGCAGAUAAAGCCGCGAUCCUCAGACCCUAAACACAUAACAGAGGAAAGAGAGGAGGAACUCAGGAAGAGCGAUAGAGAGGAAGUUUUGAGGAGAGGCGGCUGACAGAAAAGGGACAAUCAAGCAGCCUAUUUGUAGAUUACCAGCACUCCAGGAUGAGAGUGAGAGAGAGAGAGAGAGAGAGGCUAUCAAGAUACAACACAUAAAAGAUUGCUGCUCAUUCAGCGGUUUCAAUCAGCAUGCUCGAGUUUUUGGCGCUUUUUUUUCCCCUUUUCACUUGAAAAUGCUAUCACAGUCUGACCCACUGCUCUGUAACUCUGCAGAGAUCUGUAGGAAUUAGAGUAAUGUUCCCGGUCUCGGCUGAAAAUACAACUGAUACUCGAGCGUGUGUGCAGCUCAGGAAGAGGUCCUUUUGUUUCAGGGGUGGAGGGUUACCAACAGUCUGUGAGAGUCUGGCAGCAGAUACAAGCAUGUGAGCGGUCGGCAUGCAGCUGUGCGUGCGAGUGUGUCCUGUGCAUGUAUAGGUAGCUAUCAAAGCUAUCAGCAGCAUCAAAGCAACAGAGCAAGAAAUCAAAUUAGCUGCUUACCAGUUUUCCAUAGACACGAUCCAGCUGUGAGAAAUAAAAGACGGUGUCAUCUGUCAUCUCUCCAUCGUCACCUCCCAUGUGUUCCACCAUCCACACACUCAGGCUCGCUUACAGGCUGGAUUUAUGCAGAGAAAAUGGGAUUUCACACACUACUUUUGUUCUAAAGACAGCAAAAACAAUAAGUGGACACUGAGACGAUUCCUCGGUCACAGUGAAACCCGAUCAGCUGCGUGCCAGCGGCAUUUUUAUGAGCAUGUGUCCACUGUAAGUCAAGGGUAUUAUUUGGCAGGUGUGGGAUUCUAAACACUCUUAAAUAUUGCAAAAGUAUGUCAGGUUGUGCAGUAGUCGCAUUCCACAUAAUUUAUCCCAGACUCCAUUCACACUCACACACAGAGUUGUUUUUGGCUGCAGUUCGUCUAACAAAAGAAACUUGAUUUUGCUGCAAGCUUCUGUUUUCUUGUGAGGUUUGCUCCGGUUUCUGUGUGUCAAACUUUGAAUCGCAAAAAUAAACACAGCAGAGUUUGGCCAAAGUGAGUGAUUUGUUCAGAUUUCACAGAGGGACAGUUGACAGGUAAAUAUCCACGUUAUAUUUUCAGCAGAUAACGAACCUGUCGGUGAGGUUGGUUUAACGUGCCAUUUUCUAAGAUGCGUUGCUGCAAAAUGAAUAGGUUUUGUACAACGGGCUAAUUUAGAACUUCUAGAACUUAACAGAAAAAAAGCUGAUUGUUGAUCAACAGAAAUGCCUAAAUAUUCUCUAAAGUUGAAGGAUUUGCUGCUGUAAUCUAAAUAUUUGGGAGUUUUUUGACAUUCAGUUACAUCACCUUCUGCAGUCUUUUGAUAUUCCACACACUAAAAGGAUUAAUUCUCUAAAUCAACUGCAAAUGUAAGUGUUGUAAAUGUAUGUGCAGGGGAUGUGUGUUUGUGUGUGUGCAUCCUGUGGCUGCCAGUUUGUUGGCGUUAUCAGCACAUUCCAUUGUUGUGUGCUCCAAAGUGACAUUCCUCUUUUUCCAUGUAGCUCUUUUGUUUUCUCCUCCAGUUCUUUACAGCACAAUCACAUGUAUUUCAACAUCAGGCAUUUAACUGGUUUAUUACAGACAACUACGAACUUCCAAACCACACAGUGGACUUUUGAGAACAUUGCAGAUUACUUUACUGUCUUAUAUUAGUCUCACUUUUCAUUCUGUUCAUGCUGUCAUGUUUUCAACUUGCUGUUAGUUUGAACAAACAAAAGUCAACCUGCUUUGCUGCAUUCCAAAAAUAUUCAUGACAAAACUGUAUGCUUUACCUAAAUAAUUUAUUGUCUUUCUCUGUUGUUUUAUUAAAAAUAUCAGCUGGUUGGUUUUGAUAAAGUAUUUCUAGCA
Messenger RNA from Acanthochromis polyacanthus (spiny chromis), 4631 nucleotides. It is a transcript of the gene pdgfd, whose product is annotated as platelet derived growth factor d. Gene Ontology annotation, molecular function: growth factor activity; platelet-derived growth factor receptor binding. Gene Ontology annotation, cellular component: membrane. Bases 512 to 1648 code for a protein of 378 amino acids. Lineage: Eukaryota; Metazoa; Chordata; Actinopteri; Pomacentridae. The record is from RefSeq and is a predicted model, not a curated record. The transcript has 7 exons. Gene Ontology annotation, biological process: positive regulation of MAP kinase activity; positive regulation of ERK1 and ERK2 cascade; positive regulation of phosphatidylinositol 3-kinase/protein kinase B signal transduction.